AUGGGUUACGACGGAGAUUCCAACGAGCACUUCUGGUAUCCGGAAGAGCUGCAGCACGGCCCCCCUGCCAAGCUUCUGCUGAAGGAUGGAACCGAGUACUAUGGCUACUCGUUCGGCUAUGUGGACGAGUCGUACAACUACGGUGACGCGGGAAGCGUGGACGCGACGGGUGAAAUUGUCUUCACUACCGCCAUGGUCGGCUACGCUGAGGCGCUUACGGACCCGAGCUUCCUGGGCCAGAUCCUGGUAACUACUUACCCUACAAUGGGAAACACUGGAGUUGCCCCCUACGAGAAGGACGAGUUCGGAUUUUUGAAGUGGUUUGAAAGCUCGAAGAUCCACGUACGUGGUUUCGUAUGCUGCGACUACUCGCCACAUGACUCACACUGGUUGUCGUGCAAAUCAUUUUCUAAGUGGUUGUGCGAGGAGCGUGUCCCUGCCAUCGCGGGCAUCGACACCCGUGCGCUUACGAAGCACCUGCGUACGUGCGGCUCCAUGCUUGGUCGCAUCAUUAUCGGCCAUGCAGCAACCCUGCCAGCUGACUCCCGCCUGCUCUCAAACUCCGCCUUUUACGACACCAACAGCGUCAACCUCUUGGAGGAACUUCCGCUGUCGCCUCCGACGCUUUACACGAUGCGUGAGGUUGAUGGGCACAAGUACGUCUCAAAGUUCGAGUUCACCGAGGCUGAGUUGAAGGAAAUGUUGAUACGUGACCCGGGAUCCUUCCACGUAGCGGAUGCGAUGUCUGCUUUCGCCCCGAUGCUGAAGCACGAUGGUUACCCGAAAUACCCAGUUCAGCCGCACUGGCCCGCAGGUUCGUCCGGAGCAUCCAGUUCCGGCGAACUCUCGAAUUGCUUGGGUCUUAAGGAUGUCACGCUUCUUGUGGUUGUAAACUGUGGAACGAAGAAUAACAUCAUCCGCUUGAUGUUGCGCAUGUGCCCCACCCAGGUACGACUCCUGGUGGUUCCCUACAGCUUCGAGUUCGCGCGGAUUCCCUACGAUGGUCUGGUCAUUUCAAACGGCCCCGGAGACCCCAAAGAGGCGCCUUCCACGAUUGCGAACAUCCGCAUGGCCAUGCAAAGGACGGCUCCGAUGUUUGGUAUUUGUCUGGGACACCAGCUCAUGGCUAUCGCUGCCGGCGCUAAGACCUACAAGAUGACAUACGGCCACCGCGGAUUCAACCAGCCCUGCGUGGAUUUGCGCACGUCCAGGUGCUACAUGACUUCCCAGAAUCACGGAUUUGCGGUUGACGAGGAUACUAUUCCGCCAGACUGGUCUACGUUGUUUGUGAAUGCGAACGACGGUUGCGUCGAAGGUCUGAUCCACAUGGUUAACCCGUGGUUCAGUACGCAGUUCCACCCCGAAGCUAGCGGUGGCCCCACCGACACGACAUUCUUGAUGUUGGACUUCAUCCACACCCUGGGCAAGCACGGUAGCAUCCCGCUUCACAUCCGCGCCAUCGCUCCCCACGUCCAGUGGAAGAGAAUCUUGCUUUUGAGUAGUGGUGGUCUUUCCAUUGGCCAGGCUGGAGAAUUCGACUACAGCGGUAGUCAGGCUAUAAAGGCGCUUAAGGAAUCCGGAGCCGAGGUCAUUUUGGUGAACCCGAAUGUGGCUACCGUCCAGACCAGCCACGGUUUGGCCGACGUUAUAUACUUCCAACCCAUUACCUUCGACUUCGUCUCAGAGAUUAUCGCCAAAGAGCGCCCUGAUGGUAUCAUGUGCAGUUUCGGAGGCCAGACGGCGCUGAACUGCGGUAUCGAGUUGUUCAAAUCUGGUGUCCUUGCCAAGUACAACUGCGCAGUGCUGGGUACUCCCAUCGAGACCAUUAUCAACACUGAGGAUCGUGCCAUUUUCAACGAAAAGAUGGCCGAAAUCGGCGAGCGUUGCGCUCCUUCCAAGGUUGGCACCAGCGCCGACUCCUGUGUAGCCGCUGCUGCAGAGCUGGGGUACCCCGUGUUGGUGCGCACCAACUACGCGUUGGGAGGAUUCGGUUCGGGUUUCGCCAAGGAUGAAGCAGAAUUGCGCGACAUAUUGUCAAACAUUUUCACCCCAGGCUCGUGCCGUAAAGGACACGAACCCGAGGGCACCUCGUCUAAUAACGGCGCCGAGUCGGAAGAUGCCGCCGUAUGCGUUUACAUCGACAAGGCCCUGCACGGUUGGAAAGAGAUCGAGUUUGAGAUCAUCCGUGACAACAGCGACAACUGCAUAACUCCGGCAAGCAUGGAGAACUUUAACCCCCUCGGUAUCCACACAGGCGACUCCAUCGUGGUGGCUCCUGCGCAAACCCUGACCAACGUAGAGCUCUACAAGUACCGCGAGAUCUCUUUCAGGAUUGUUCGUCACCUUGGCAUCAUUGGUGAGUGCAACAUCCAGAUUGCCGUCAACCCGGAAACUGACGAGUACUUCAUUGUUGAGCUGAACGCACGCCUCAGUCGCAGUUCCGCCCUUGCGUCCAAGGCUACCGGAUACCCGUUGGCAUACGUUGCUGCCCGCAUAGCUCUGGGUUACGACUUGGUGCAGAUGCGCAAUGCUAUCACCUUGGUCACCACAGCUUGCUUCGAGCCAAGUUUGGAUUACGUGGUUGUUAAAAUCCCCAAGUGGGAUUUGCGUAAGUUCGAGUUUGCGGACAACCUGCUCGGCAGUGGUAUGAAAUCUGUUGGUGAGGUCAUGUCUAUCGGCCGCACUUUCGAAGAGGCCAUGCAGAAGGCGUUGCGUAUGUCCGGCGACGGCGUCACCGGUUUCAACAGCGGCGUCUUGUCCACAGCCGACCGUGAUGCCAUCGUAAACGGACUCGCGCAUCCUACCCCCGACCACGUGGCUGCCAUUGCCCGUGCUUUCGAGCUUGGGAUGAGUGUGUCAGAAGUGCACAGUUUGACCAAAAUCGAUCCGUGGUUCCUCCACCGUUUGAAUUACCUUCAUGUGUUGACGUCGAAUCUAGGCCGUUUCAGUCGCGUAUCGGACCUUUCUCGCAACCACAUGCGGUGCUACAAGGUGUACGGUUUCAGCGACAAGCAGAUCGCCGAAGGUCUUGGCGACUCCUCAGCUACUGAGGACGAAGUGAGGGUUCACCGUAAGUCGCUCGGCGUCAUUCCGAUGACGAAGGUCAUCGACACUAUGGCUGCGGAGUACCCGGCGAAGACCAACUACUGCUACAUGACCUACAACGGUAUUGAAAACGACGUGUUGCCCUGCAGCCCCGCAGACAUUGCUCGCAGCUCUGCUGAAGACACCGACUGCACCACCAAAUCGAGCGGUCCGGCUAUUGUAGUCCUUGGUUGCGGUCCUUACCGUAUUGGUUCCAGUAUCGAAUUUGACUGGUCCGCGGUGAGUUGCGUGAAGGCGCUUAGAAGCCUGGGUUACCGUGCCGUGAUAGUGAACUGCAACCCGGAGACUGUCUCCACUGACUACGACGUCAGUGACAGGCUGUACUUCGAGGAGCUCACUUGCGAGAUUUUGGAUGCGAUUAACGACUUUGAAAGGCCUAUGGGUGUCGUCAUUUCUGUCGGAGGGCAGACCGCCAACAACAUGGCCUGCAAGCUGCACAGCCUGGGACUAUCCAUUUUGGGUACCAGCGUGGAGUCCAUCGACCGCUGUGAAAACCGCAACAAGUUUUCCAAGCUGUGUGAUGUCCUCGGUAUCGACCAGCCCUCUUGGGAGGAGUUCACCUCCUUCGAGGCGGCAGAGCAGUUCUGCACCAAGGUGUCAUUCCCCGUCUUGGUUAGGCCCUCUUACGUGUUGUCCGGCGCUUCCAUGCGCGUGGUCGUUUCCUUUGACGACUUGAAGAGCUUCCUGCAGACGUCGGCUGUGAUUAACCGCGAGCACCCAGUGGUCAUAUCCAAGUUCAUUGAGAACGCCAAGGAGGUGGAGGUUGACUGUGUGGCGUCGCAGGGUAUCAUCCUGAACUACGCCAUCAGUGAGCACGUGGAGUACGCCGGUACGCACUCCGGUGACGCUACGCUGAUUCUGCCGGCGCAAAACAUUUUGGUCGGCACUCACCGUCGUGUGAAGAAGAUAACCCAGAAGCUUUCGCGUUACUUGAACAUCAGUGGUCCUUUCAACGUGCAAUACCUAUGUAAGAACAACCAGAUCAAGAUCAUCGAGUGUAACUUGCGUGCAUCCCGUACGCUUCCCUUCAUUUCGAAGACUUUGAACAUGAACUUCAUCGACCAGGCUACCCGCGUCAUGGUGGGCAGCCCCGCUCGGGUGCAAAACAUCCAGUUGAUGGACAUCGACUACGUUGCCAUCAAGAUGCCGGUGUUCUCGUUCGACCGUCUGUACCCCUCAGACCCAUUGGUUGGUGUGGAUAUGAAAUCAACCGGCGAAGUCGUUGGAUUCGGCGAGACCAAAUACGAGGCGCUCAUGAAGGCUAUGAUAUCAAGUGGCAUGCGCAUCCCAUCCCGAUCGAUUCUGGUAUCCUUCGGUACUGAGGUCGACAAGUUUUUGAUAUCUCGUAAAGUGGAAACGUUGCUUGAGCUUGGCUUCGACGUGUACGCCACUGAGGGCACCUACAACUUCCUCACCCGCAUGAACGAGGUUUCGACUUCUGAAGGUCCAAUGUCCGGUCGUUUGGAUGUGCGGUCGCUGCUGUCUUCCAACCUCGUUUUCUUCGAGGACACCAUCACUGACGGAUGGUCGGGCAACACCGAGAAACGCCCUCGUGGCAAGCUGUUGCCGGCGUACAAGCCCAGCGACGGUCGCGAGCCUAGUGCAGUGAGUCUGAUGAAGAGUGGCGCAGUUGACAUGUUUAUCAACGCUGCCGGCCGUGUGAACCCCGAACGCGCUUCGGACGGUUACAUCAUGCGCCGCACUGCCGUCGACAACAAGGUCACCGUGAUCACCAGCAUCAAGCUGGCGCUUCUGGUGAUUGACGCGCUGGUCAUGCGCCACAUCCGCACUUCAAAGGGCAAGGUCUUCUUCCACAACAAAAGCCACCAGGAAUACGUGAACUAA
Messenger RNA from Babesia ovata, 4950 nucleotides. RefSeq names its product carbamoyl-phosphate synthase. The transcript has 3 exons. The record is from RefSeq and is a predicted model, not a curated record. Lineage: Eukaryota; Apicomplexa; Aconoidasida; Piroplasmida; Babesiidae. Gene Ontology annotation, molecular function: ATP binding; carbamoyl-phosphate synthase (glutamine-hydrolyzing) activity; metal ion binding. The coding region runs from base 1 to 4950 and encodes 1649 amino acids. Gene Ontology annotation, cellular component: cytoplasm. Gene Ontology annotation, biological process: 'de novo' pyrimidine nucleobase biosynthetic process; L-glutamine metabolic process.